UCCUUUCUAUUUAUUACUUUAUUAUUUUGUUUUCACUUAGGCAAUACAUCAAACUGUUUCUGGUCAUUUUCUUCAAUGGCUUCCCCUCAAUUAAUCCCUUCACAUUCAUCGUUCAAUCAUCGAGCUUCGAUAAACCCUAAUUCCUCCAAUCCCUCUCUUUCAAGCCCCAAUUUAAAACCCAUUUCAAAGCCAUCUUCGCUCCUUCAACGGCGCAAAUUCCAAAGGGUCACCUCUCUCCGUUGCUCGGCUUCUUCUUUCCCGGAGAAACACCGCAUGAACUCGGCCAAAUCAGACGACGUCGUUGAGCUUCCUCUAUUUCCUCUCCCUUUAGUUCUCUUCCCCGGUGCUGUUCUCCCUCUCCAGAUCUUUGAGUUCCGUUACCGCAUCAUGAUGCACACCCUGCUCCACACCGAUCUCCGGUUUGGCGUUAUCUAUUCCGACGCCGAAACCGGAAUCUCCGGCGUCGGUUGCGUCGGAGAGAUUGUCAGACACGAGCGUCUCGCCGACGAUCGGUUCUUUCUUAUAUGUAAAGGACAGGAACGGUUCCGUAUAACCGACCUCGUCCGUACGAAACCGUACAUAGUCGCAGAAGUCGACUGGCUUGAAGACCGGCCCUCCGUUGACGAUGAAGAUUUGGAAGGGUUGGCGAAUGAAGUGGAGAGUUGUAUGAAAGACGUGAUACGGUUAUCGAAUCGGCUUAAUGGUAAACUGGAAAAGGAAGUAAAGGAUUUGAGGAAGAACCAUUUUCCGACGCCGUUUUCGUUUUUCGUAGGGAGUACAUUUGAAGGGGCACCGAGAGAACAACAAGCUUUGCUUGAGCUGGAAUGUACGGCCGCCAGGCUAAAAAGGGAGAAGGAAACUUUAAGGAACACUCUUAAUUACUUGUCCGCAGCAUCGGCUUUGAAAGAUGUGUUUCCCUCUUCAAGACGAUGGGUUUAAGUAAAUUUAACCAAAAUUUGUUGAAAUUUUGGUGAAUAUAUAUAGAUGUUUUGAUGAGCAAUUUGAUAUGCAUGAAGGUGGAAAAUUUUGAUAUUUAUGUUUGUAUGUAUGCUUGUUCUUUUACAACUAGUCAUUAGAAUCUUGAAUGAUAUGGUUAAUUUGCACUUAAGCUUAUUGGA
This is a messenger RNA of Gossypium raimondii (Peruvian cotton), 1118 nucleotides long. RefSeq lists its product as uncharacterized. The record is from RefSeq and is a predicted model, not a curated record. Lineage: Eukaryota; Viridiplantae; Streptophyta; Magnoliopsida; Malvales; Malvaceae. The coding region runs from base 76 to 939 and encodes 287 amino acids. The transcript has a single exon.